Cynoglossus semilaevis (tongue sole) is the source of this 3776-nucleotide messenger RNA. It is a transcript of the gene ppp2r5cb, whose product is annotated as protein phosphatase 2, regulatory subunit B', gamma b. Gene Ontology annotation, biological process: signal transduction; protein dephosphorylation. The coding region runs from base 422 to 1987 and encodes 521 amino acids. Gene Ontology annotation, molecular function: protein phosphatase activator activity. The record is from RefSeq and is a predicted model, not a curated record. Gene Ontology annotation, cellular component: cytosol; protein phosphatase type 2A complex; nucleus. The transcript has 14 exons. Lineage: Eukaryota; Metazoa; Chordata; Actinopteri; Pleuronectiformes; Cynoglossidae.
GUAGUAUGGAGUUUGUAGUCUGGAGUGUAUGCAGUGGAUAAGAAGUGUCACGUUUCUCUCAGAGGCAGUUGACAGACAGGAUGUGGCAUUAAAUUCUGUUUUAUUUAUUUCCAAAGUGGAACCUAUAGUUUGAUUUUAAAACUCCUCACAGAUGCAGCUCCUCUUGGAGUCCAGCCCCUUCCUUUCUAGCCCACCAGCCAGUCCCUUCCCUCAUGUUUAUUUAUUCUGAAAGAUAGGCCAUGUGACCGCAGCCAGCCAACCAGGCAGCUGCAGUGGGGGAUGACAUCACUAACUAGCUGGUUCCCUCCAGCAGCAGGGGAGCUUCAUUUUCUGCUCUGGCGUUCGUGUUAAAAUGGAGGCUGGCUCCUCGUCUUAGCCUGGGCUGAGCUUCUUCCCCCCUUUAUCCUGUCUCUGCUCACUGAUGUCGGCAUGUUCUGGGGCUGACAGUGACAUGGUUCUGGAUGCACCGGGCACCAAUGGGCCUUUUCAGCCUGUUGCCCUCAUGCAUUUUAGAGAUGUCCCCCCCGCGGAGCAGGAGAAGCUCUUCAUUCAGAAGUUGCGGCAGUGCUGCGUCCUCUUUGACUUCGUCUCCGACCCACUGAGCGACCUGAAAUGGAAGGAGGUGAAGCGGGCGGCGCUGAGCGAGAUGGUGGAGUACAUCACCCACAACAGGAACGUCAUCACCGAACCCAUUUACCCAGAGGUGGUUCAUGUGUUUGCUGUGAAUAUGUUCAGGACGUUGCCGCCGUCAUCCAACCCCACAGGAGCCGAGUUUGACCCUGAGGAAGACGAGCCUACGCUAGAGGCUGCCUGGCCGCAUUUACAGCUCGUGUAUGAGUUCUUUCUACGCUUUUUAGAGUCACCAGAUUUCCAACCAAACAUAGCCAAAAAGUAUAUCGACCAGAGGUUUGUAAUGCAGGUGAGCACCGCUGAACCAUUGCACCAUUUCUGUUUGUCGACCACUCUUCAUCGGAUCUACGGCAAGUUUCUGGGCCUGCGCGCUUACAUUAGAAAACAGAUUAACAACAUAUUUUAUAGGUUUAUUUACGAGACUGAACAUCAUAAUGGAAUAGCAGAAUUACUGGAAAUUUUAGGCAGCAUAAUCAAUGGAUUUGCCUUACCAUUAAAGGAAGAGCACAAGAUAUUCCUACUGAAGGUUUUGCUGCCUUUACACAAAGUCAAGUCACUUAGCGUUUAUCACCCACAGCUGGCAUACUGUGUGGUACAGUUCUUGGAGAAGGAUAGCACCCUCACAGAACCGACAGUGAUGGCUUUGUUAAAGUACUGGCCAAAGACCCACAGUCCUAAAGAGGUAAUGUUCCUUAAUGAGUUGGAGGAGAUUCUGGACGUCAUUGAGCCGUCAGAGUUCGUUAAGGUCAUGGAGCCCCUGUUCAGACAGUUGGCCAAGUGUGUUUCUAGCCCACAUUUUCAGGUGGCAGAGAGGGCUCUGUACUACUGGAACAACGAGUACAUCAUGAGCCUGAUCAGUGACAAUGCUGCCAAAAUCCUCCCAAUCAUGUUCCCAGCCCUCUACCGCAAUUCCAAAACCCACUGGAAUAAGACCAUCCAUGGCCUGAUCUACAACGCUCUGAAGCUCUUCAUGGAAAUGAACCAGAAGCUGUUUGACGACUGCACCCAACAAUUCAGGGCAGAGAAGAGCAAAGAAAAGGCCAAGUGGAAAGAGAGAGAAGAAGCCUGGCUAAAGAUCGAAAAUCUGGCUAAAACAAACCCUCAGUUUCUGCCAUAUGUGGACUCAACGGACUCAGGCAGUCCAAUGGACAUGGAGACAGACGGGCCGCUGCUGGACGAUGUCAACAUGCUCAAGAAAACCGUGGUGGAGGAAGCAACGCAGAUCCAGAGAGAUCAACGAAAAGAGCGUCCACUGAUGCGAAGGAAAUCAGAGCUCCCCAAGGAAAUCUCCACAGUUACAGCCCUGGAAUUGCAUCGAAGAGCGGAGGAGAUGCUGACGACGCACGACGGCCACUAAGAGACUCCCCUGGAUCUGCCGUAAACCAGCAGCAGAAGCAGCAGCAAAUGUUGUCCACACAGGAACCACAGGUCCACAAAGGCCCUGCACAGCAACACCAGUCCAGUCCAGUCCAGUCCAGUCCAGCACAACACAGAACUGAACAGUUCCACCUCUGUCUGACUAAGUUGUGUGAAGCUGCACAUCAACGAAGUUAUCGAACAAACGGUUGUUCACCCUCCUCCCCUCACUGAUCUCACACCCCUUCCCCCAUUUGUGCCUCCCACCUGGUUGUCGUCCAGCAGAGACAUGUGUGGUGCUGGACGCCCCCCACCUCCUCACCCCCACCCUUGCAUGACCACGAUACACACCUUUCACUUCACCCAAUGACUGUGUUGUCAUUAUCUCCUCUUCUCUUUCAAUGUCCUCUCCAGCUGUUGUAUUUUUGUUCGGAGUACUGUGGUGCCCCCUUCUGGUCAUUUCUCAGGUGUUCUGUGUACUGUAUGUGUGUGAAAGUGAGUGAGCUGUCUCUCUUUUUGCCUUGUUUUUUAUAAACAUCCGGUGCUCGUACGAAUAAUUUUCAUCACUUUUCCCCACAUUGAAAGCAACAAUUAUUUCGGACAGUGCACGUGAAGUACUUUUCUCAGAGUAAAACACAUCUAUAUACUAUUUGGCAUUUUCUGAUCAUUUGGUUCGUCAGGACAAUGCAUUUUAUUAGCAUUGCUUCUUGAAAUCAGACUAAGUUGGCCUGUUAGCUCCUGACUACUUUAAUAAUGUUCCUUUAAUUGAAAGAGAGAAUUAUAUUUCAAAUGUUCCUUUGUUCUGGACUGAGUUUAUUUUACGUUCGCCGUUGUUUGCUUUUCUCUGGAACUAGCAUUCUGUACAAGUCUUGAAUAUAAGCGUAGGGUUCAGAGGAUUUGUUUCCGUCGGUGUCUGUGUGCUGGUGAUGUCAUAACUGAGCAGAUGAGACAGUGCUAACGGUGAUCGUUUUUCUACUCCUCUCAAGCAAAACCCUUGUAUUUGUAGGACACUUGUUAGACACGGAGACCGAGUCAUUGUCGAGUGUUUGGUUUGAAGCGGUCAAACGUCAGCCUUUCUUUUCACAGUGCCUUCUUCUAGUCUAAGGGGAUAUUUGCUCACCUGAGAAUGGAGUGAUGGGAAAAAAUAUAAAAGCCAGGGCAUGCACACGAGGAGAAGCGCGUUAAGAAAGAUCAAGUUUGUACACAGCACACCUCUGGCUCCCUGGACUCCAGCACACGACUUGUUGAAGCUACAAUGUCCAGAUCUAAUCAGUUGCAGAGGAUAAGCAGAGUGGACCCUCCCCCGUGCCCCCGUCCCCCAAUACCACUCCAGCGUUUAAGCACUUCCUGAUAAAACUUGAAAGAAAAUAGAACCACAACUGAAAAUAAACAGUUUGAACUGACUUUUGUGAUGCUGUCUGUCUCGGUGUGUGGGGUCACCUCCUGUCGUAACGUUCCCAUUUUGUGCCCCUGCUGUUCUCAUUCCACCUUUGGAUUUUCCCAAGUGUUUGUCCUCCAUCCUUGUCACCUGACUCUCCCAUUUAAAAGUCAACUACACGCCAGUAGUACCGUUUAUUUCCACACCUGUUCAAUCUGCUCCUGGAGGCUUGCAAGGUCUUUCUGUUGUGUUCUCAGACCCUCCUUUGUUCCCAUCAGUGUUUCAGCUGAAUGUGCAAAGUUGUAAAUAAUGCUUCAGUUACACUGUUCUCUUUGUGUUAAAGAAAAACAUUCACCAAAGGCUCUGAUUUAAAAAAAAACAAAAAACAAACCUCAUCCUUCCUUGACUGCAG